ACAUUUAAUUGCAGUUGUCCUCAUUGAGAAGCGAAAGCUCAAUGAACUUUUGUAUCUGAUGGAUUACCGUUGCGGGGGUGGGUCUGGUGGGAGUGUCAUUAGCCCGUCAAAUUGAGUUGGCGCAUGCAAACCGCAGAUACAGUCAGGUGGCGAGACCCUUGUGGCCAGUUGUGUGCCAAUUAAAAUCAAUAAAGCCAACCCAAAUCAGUAGAGCUUAUGACAGCUCCUGCAGGACACUGCCGAAUCGUUUCAGUUGCAUUUGGAAGUGCAGCGCGAGAGCUUCAUCCAUGGAACUAGCACGGAAGAUUCUGAUUCGGAUUGUGCCCCUGUUUUUGCUCGGAUGGCUCCUCACAAUGGGCGAGGCCUACCUGGAGAGUGUCCGCGUGGAGGAGAUACCGUUUGCCGGCCACAAGGUCCCGGCUAACCGUCGUUCUAGUGGGAUUCACCUGAUAUCCAGCCUUGAGCAUCAGCGCAAUUUUCUGCACCUUUUUCAUGUGCCCUACAUAAUCUGUUUCUAUGCCGCCAAAGGAAAGUGGCCGUAUGUGCCGGGAUUCAUGAAGUACAAGGUCGACAACGCAGCUCGCAAUUUGUUCCACAAUAACGAUAGUGCCAUAAGGCAGUUCUGCAACAAGUGGAUCCAAGUGAAGGAGUGCUUCCGGCCCAUUUUUGACAACUCCAACAGGACCAGUACCGAUGAUGUUGAGACACUGAACGGAAAACUCCAGCAAUGCAACUGCGAGAAGCUCCUAGCCACGGAGUCUCCCGUUGUGUACUUUGAUAAGAACUAUAUUGGAAACGUUAGCUCGGAGACCAUUCAUAAUACGAUUGAGUUUUUGGAGAGUUUCCUACCGCCGCCGACUAAAAAGCACAAGCGGAAGAAUCGCGUGCGUAGUCGUGUAGAUGAAAUGGAUAUUGAUACCUAAUCAAUUUACUCAACACAUCAUUUACAUUUUUACCUUUAAAAAAAACAUUUUCUUAAUACAACAUUUCUAAGC
Molecule: messenger RNA, 995 nt
Organism: Drosophila miranda
Lineage: Eukaryota; Metazoa; Arthropoda; Insecta; Diptera; Drosophilidae
Exons: 3
Coding region: 288-923 (211 amino acids)
Source: RefSeq, a predicted model, not a curated record